CAAUUUUCAGAGGGUUUACAUUGAUAGGAGAGGAGGUGCUAUUCUGAUUGAUAUUUUAAGGCUGUAUAUAAAGUGAACAAAUUCUUCUCACUCUCUGCUUGUCAUACUGGGCUGCAUUUGUAUCCGGGGCUCAAUGUUUCCUUGCACAUACUGGAAAUAAAGACAAACUGAAACAAUGCCAGAACCCACUAAAACAGCUGAUACACCAACAACAGAAAGUGCACCUCCUCCAGUAGAAACUAACGCUCAGAAAGAUGGGAAUCCCCCAGAAAAAGACGGAAACCUCACUGAAACAACAUCUUCUUCAGAUGAAGAGGAUUCUUCAGCAACAGAUGGUACAAAUAAACCUGGAGAUAGAAAGGACUCAGGGUCUGCAGGAGAAGAAGGAGGAAAACAAGAUUCCGAGAAAUCUGUUUUAUUUGUUGAAAAACCAAAAGGUGGAUCAAUUAGUGUAGGGCAAAAUAUCACAUUCAUAGCCAAAGUAGAAGCUCAGGAUCUUCUUCGGAAACCAACUGUUAAAUGGUUUAAAGGAAAAUGGAUGGACUUGGCAAGCAAAGUUGGCAAGCAUCUUCAGUUAAAAGAAACAUUUGAGCGACAAACCAAGAUGUAUACAUUUGAGAUGCAAAUAAUCAAAGCUAAGGAAAAUUAUGGAGGAAAUUAUAGAUGUGAAGUAACAUAUAAAGAUAAGGUGGAUAGCUGUUCUUUUGAUCUGGAAGUCCAUGAAGUAGAAUCUACGCCAUCAAUAGAUAUCCGGUCUGCAUUCAAAAGAAGUGGUGAAGGACAAGAGGAUGCAGGAGAACUUGACUUUAGUGGUCUCCUGAAACGUAGGGAAUUUAAACAGGAACCGGAAGAGCCAGAAAUAGAUGUGUGGGAACUCCUGAAGAAUGCAAAUCCCAAUGACUAUGAGAAGAUUGCAUUUCAGUAUGGAAUUACUGACCUGAGGGGUAUGCUGAAACGUCUGAAGCGCACUCGCAGGGAAGAAAAGAAGAGUGCAGCCUUUUCUAAGAUUCUGGAUCCUGCUUAUCAAGUGGACAAAGGAGGUAGAGUAAGGUUUGCGGUGGAGCUGGCUGAUCCAACAAUUGAACUAAAGUGGUAUAAAAAUGGCCAAGAAAUACGACCAAGUGGAAAGUGCAUAUUUGAACACAAAGGUAAUGAGCGAAUCUUAUUUAUCAAUAACUGCUCGCUGACAGAUGAUGCCCGUUAUCAUGUCACAGCUGGAGAUGAGAAAUGCUCUACUGAAUUGUUUGUUAGAGAGCCUCCAAUAAUAGUGACAAAAGGCCUGGAAGAUACCAAUGGUUAUAUUGGUGACAGAAUAGAAUUAUCAGUUGAAGUGUCUGAAGAUGAUGCAAAUGUGAAAUGGUUUAAGAAUGGUGUGGAAUUGCCCCUUGAUGGUAAAUCAAGAUAUAAAGUUAAAGUCGAGGGUAAAAAGCACACUUUGAUUAUUGAAGAAGCAACAAAAGCUGACAAUGCAACUUACUCAGUCAUGACAACUGGAGGACAAUCAGCUGCCAAACUGACCGUUGGUUUGAGGCCACUGAAGAUAUUGCGUCCACUGGAAGAUCAGACUGUCUGGCUCGGCAAAGAGAUCUCUUUGAAGUGUGAGAUUUCUGAGUAUGUAGAAGGAAAGUGGUACAAAAACGGGCAGCUGCUCCAACCCAGUGAUCGCAUCAAAUUAUAUCACAAAGGAAGAAUCCAUCGGUUAAUUAUUGAUAGCUCACUUGUGGAGGAUGAUGGUGAAUACAUGUUUGUUCCAGAUGCCUACAAUGUCAACAUCCCUUGCAAAGUUCAUGUUAUAGAUCCUCCUAAGCUUCACCUUGAAGGCCUUGGUGAUGAUAACACGGUAACAGUUGUCGCGGGAACGAAAUUACGUCUUGAAAUCCCUGUUUCUGGGGAGCCUCCACCAAAAAUCACGUGGAGCAGGGGAGAUAAGUGGAUCAUGGAUUCUGCAUCCAGAAUACGGGCAGAGAAUUAUCCAGACAGCAGUUGUCUGGUGAUUGAUUCAGCUGAAAAAGAUGACUCAGGUGUUUACAGAAUAAUGCUGAAGAAUGAAGCUGGAGAAGACUCAGCUCAAAUCAAUAUCAAAGUAGUUGAUAUUCCUGAUCCCCCAGAGGCACCCAUUGUGAUUGAGAUAGGAGAAGACUGGUGUAUUAUGACCUGGGAACCUCCAGCCUAUGAUGGCGGAUCUCCUCUUUUAGGAUACUAUAUUGAAAGAAAAAAGAAGCAAAGCUCCAGAUGGAUGAGAUUAAAUUUUGAUCUUAUUAAAGAAACAACUUUUGAGCCCAAAAAGAUGAUUGAGGGAGUUGCUUAUGAGGUGCGUGUGUUUGCAGUUAAUGCUAUUGGGACUUCCAAACCGAGCAUGCCGUCAAAACCUUUUGUACCUCUAGCUGUCACAAGUCCUCCUACUUGUCUGGUGGUUGACUCUGUCACUGAUACUACAGUUACCAUGAAGUGGCGACCACCAGAUCAGAUUGGAGCUGCAGGUUUAGAUGGCUAUGUUAUAGAAUAUUGCUUUGAAGGAAGUUCCUCUGACUCUGGUUCAGAGCAAAAUAUUAGUGAGGACACAGCCGGGGGCCCAGGGCAGACGGAAGAGAAGACACCCAAACCUUCGGAAGAAUGGAUUGUGGCCAAUAAAGAUCUAACAGAUAAAACAAAAUUUACCAUCCCUGAUCUUCCAACUGGAUCAAAAAUCUUUGUCCGAGUAAAAGCAGUAAAUGCUGCAGGUCCCAGUGAGCCCCGGCUGCAUCCACAGCCUAUUUUAGUUAAAGAAGUUAUAGAACCUCCGAAGAUUCGUCUGCCGAGACACUUAAAGCAAACUUAUAUUCGAAGGGUUGGAGAAGCUGUGAAUCUUGUUAUUCCUUUCCACGGAAGGCCAAGACCAAAAGUAUCUUGGAAGAAAAAUGGUACCCACGUAGACAAGAACCAAAUUAAUAUCCGCAACAGUGAAAAUGAUUCUAUCAUCUUCAUCCGAAAAGCGGAGAGGAGCCAUUCUGGAAAAUAUGACAUGAAGGUCAAAGUAGAUAACCUCGUGGACAGAGCCACAAUAGAGAUUCAAAUAGUUGAUCGUCCAGGUCCACCCCAAGCAGUAAAAAUUGCAGAUGUCUGGGGAGAAAAUGUUGCUUUGGAAUGGACACCACCAAAAGAUGAUGGCAAUGCCAACAUUACUGGUUACACAAUUCAAAAAGCAGACAAAAAGAGCAUGGAAUGGUACACUGUCAUUGAACAUUAUCACCGGACCUGUGCUACUAUUACUGAACUUGUAAUCGGAAAUGAGUAUUUCUUCCGCAUUUUCUCUGAAAAUAUGUGUGGCCUCAGUGAAGAUGCAACAAGAACAACAGAAAGUGCUGUGAUCGCUAAAGAUGGUAAAGUCUACAAAAAUCCAGUUUAUGAAGAGUUCAAUUUCACUGAAUCACCAAUGUUUACUCAGCCUUUAGUUAAUACAUAUGCCAUAUCUGGCUAUAAUGCAACUUUGAACUGCAGCGUACGAGGAAAUCCAAAGCCCAAGAUCACAUGGAUGAAAAAUAAAAUCAUUAUAGUGAAUGACCCACGUUACAGAAUGUUUAGUAACCAGGGUGUUUGCACACUGGAGAUCCGGAAACCCAGCCCCUAUGAUGGUGGCACAUAUACUUGCAGGGCUAUCAACAGUCUUGGUGAGGCUGAAGUUGAAUCCAAAUUGGAAGUCAGAGGUGGUCUUUCGUUCUUCCGACUACUACUACAAGGGGUACCUCCGCAUAUUGCCCAGUCCUAUAUGAAAGAAAUAGAAGCAAGCAAGUUUGGAAAAAAAUAAAUUCUGGCCCCAGUGCUUCUCUGCUUCUGCACCAGAAACUGCUAGCUACUCCACAGCCUCUCAUUUCUACCGUGAUCCUCCUAAAUCAUAUAUUGCCCCUUCCGUCUUGCUCCUGUUGCUGGUGGAAAGAAAAACUCACGCAUGGAUUGCUUUUUUUUUUUUUUUUUGAAGUUUAAUGAAAUAAGCUGAUGCUUACCUGCAUUUUGUAUCAUUGUGUAUUUCUGUUUCCUUCUCUUUGCCCUCUCUUUUUUAAUGCAAAAAAAAAAAAGACAAGCUAAAGAAAUAUGCAUGAGAGCUCAUUUAUAGUUUCUAAUUUAUAUGGCUAGAUACUUUUUUUGUGAAACGUAGAUGCUGCCAUACCCAAUAACAAUGCAAUCAAAACAUACCUCUUUUGAUAACCAAAUAACAAAUUAUAGGUGGACAUGUUUCCUGUGUACACGAUUUACAGCAGUUAACCAUUAAUUGAGCUGAAUGCAUCUCAAUUUAAAAGAGUUUUUUUUUCUCUGUUGUUCAUUUGUAAAUCCCAUUUCUUUGAGCUACUACAGGGGAUUUUUUUUUGGUGAUGUACAAUAAAGCUGAAGUGUUUAUGACCUAGUCACAUA
Crotalus tigris (Tiger rattlesnake) is the source of this 4386-nucleotide messenger RNA. RefSeq names its product myosin binding protein C1 (gene MYBPC1). The transcript is spliced from 32 exons. Gene Ontology annotation, molecular function: protein binding. NCBI's taxonomy places the organism in Eukaryota, Metazoa, Chordata, Lepidosauria, Squamata, Viperidae. The coding region runs from base 176 to 3784 and encodes 1202 amino acids. The record is from RefSeq and is a predicted model, not a curated record.